AUGAAUAUCUGGCUUGUCGUUCUUUUCCUCGGUCAUGUAAUUUUUGCAGCCGUUAUUGAGCCCGUUAAACCAUCUCAAGACCAAUUUUAUACCCCACCUGAUGGUUAUGAGGAUCAGGAAGUUGGCACAAUACUUAAACACAGGAAAAUACCAGCACCGUUAUCGAGCAUCGUUAACAGCGUUAGCGUUCAAAACUCAUGGCAACUACUUGUGAGAUCUGAAGAUACAUUUGGUAACCCAAACGCUAUUGUCACUACCGUUAUCCAACCACACAAUGCUAUUCCAGGUAAGGUGGUGUCCUACCAGACAUUCGAAGACUCGUCAAAAUUUGAUUGUUCACCAUCAUAUGGAUUGCAGUAUGGGGCCGAUAUCACCUCCAUAGUUUCGGCCUUGGAGAUGUACUUCAUGGCACCAUUAUUGAAUCAAGGUUACUAUAUUGUAACUCCUGACUAUGAAGGACCAAAGAGUACAUUUACCGUUGGUUUGCAAUCGGGUAGAGCUACAUUGAAUUCAAUAAGAGCUGCCCUUAGUUCAGGAAAUUUGACUGGUAUUGAUUCCGAUGCAGAAGUUAUGAUGUGGGGUUAUUCAGGAGGAACCAUUGCCUCUGGCUGGGCAGCUGCUAUCCAAAGUGAGUACGCCCCUGAGUUGAGUGACAAUUUGAUUGGUGCUACACUUGGCGGGUUUGUCACCAAUAUCACAGCUACAGCAGAAGCAACUGAUGGUGGGAUUUUUGCCGGUCUUAUAGCAAAUGCUUUGGGUGGGUUGGGAAAUGAAUACUCCAACUUGACCAAAUUUAUGGAAGAGAAAGUUAGAAGUGCCAAGCGACUGAGCUUUGACCAAAGAAAUGACCAUUGUUUGGCAGACGGCAUACUUGCAAAUAUCGGCAGCCAGUUCUUUUCUGGAGAAAAUAGAUGGGUCACUGACGGUUGGUCAGUUCUUGAGGAAGAGCCGGCAAAUUCAAUAGUCAAGGAGAACGGUUUAGUUUACCAACCAGAGAAAUAUCUUCCUCAAAUACCCAUGUUCAUCUACCAAGGUACUCAAGAUAACAUUGUACCCAUUAAAAGCUCCAAAAUAACAUUUCAGCAAUGGUGUGAUUGGAGGUUAGAGUCAGGUGAGUUUAACGAGGACCUAUCAACAGGACACAUUACUGAAACAAUAGUUGGGGCUCCGGCAGCUUUGACUUGGAUUAUCAAUCGAUUCAAUGGUAUGGACCCCAUUCAAGGAUGUAACCAUACAGUGAGGGAAUCGAAUUUCGAAUACCCUGGUAUAUCGCAAUCGUAUAUUGAUUACUUUACAGGUGCUUUGGACGUUGUUCUUGGCUUUGAUUUGGGCCCAUUGCUGAAGAGAGAAGUCAGGAGUAUACAGGAUUUGAAUGAGCUUGAAUUGGAAACUCGUUCGUUUUCUCUCCGACCAAUCAAUCAAAACUCGCCCGCCUUUGACACGAUAACAAUGUCAGAAACAGAUGAUGUAUUUGAUUUAAUAAACUCAUUGCCCGAUGUAAAACAGGAACCUGCAUCACAACCAACUUCCAAGUCCAACAAGUCGAAAUCAACUGAUGAUAAAGAAGUUUUUGACUUUCUUGAUGAAAUAGCUCAACAUGAACAAAAAAAACCAAAGAAGAAAUUAGAACCUAAAAAGAAGGUAGAAAACAUUGUUAGCUCCAAUGAUGAGGAUGGAGAAGAAACAAACGAUCCAACUACCGGAACUUCUUCAUCAGAUACAACCGAUGAUCAUGGUCAACAACAGCAACAGCAACAGCAACAGCAGCAGCAAAAACAGAAGGACCACCAAGGCUCAACUGCAACCGAAAGCAAUCAGGACAUACUUGAGCUGAACCCAAUUGCGUCCUUAUCAUCAUGGUGGAGUCUGGAAGGCAACCAAAAAGUGACCAGCUUGUGGGGCACAAUCACAUCCAAUGCUGAGAAAUUGAGUGAACAGACCUAUCAAUUAGCCUCAUCAACCACAAACCAAUUAAACGAACGAUCAAAACAUUUGGAUACCGAACAAAUUGGAUCUCGGUUGAAUAGUUUGUUUCUUAAUAUUUCCCACCAGAUUAAACAAGGGUUAAUUGAAGAUGCCGAUGAAGUUCUUAAUAUUUUGCUUGUUUCCGAUUUAUACAAUUUCACCUAUUUGCACAAAUUGGUGCUGAAUAACUUCAACGUUGCCAUGAAUCAAGUUGAAGGUGAUAUUAAUGUCAAUGUGCAUGAAUUCAACCAUCAUGAAGACGGUGGAGGUGGUGAUCAAGUGAAGUUGAAUUUGUUUUAUGGGAAAUUGAUUGAUGGUGAGAAGUUGGCCAAUGCAAAUUUGGAAAAUGCCAUUAAGGAGUAUAAGAAAGUUGAAAUGGAGAAGGAAAAGAAAGAUAAGGAGGCAAAGGAGGUCAACAAGGGCCAAGAAGAGUCAAAGGAGAAAGAAAAGAACCGCAACGACAAUAACGACAACAACGACAACAACGAUGACUCUAACGACAUUGUCAAAUCAAACAUCUUUAUCACAAUACAACCAAUAACUACCAAACUCGACUCCAAACCACAAGAUGUUGACGAAAUUGACUCACUUUCAACAACAUCCAUAAUCGAUUCCCACAAUACCACAUCGUUCUCAUUUACAUUAAUCCUUAAAGAUAUAACCAACAACAUCACCAUAACAUCCCGUACUCAGCCUUUCCCAUUACGCUGGGCGCACUGGCUUGAUGGUGAGCAAUUAAAAUUGAAUGAGUCAGGAGAUGCUGCUGAGUUGGAUUUGGAUAAUGUGGAUCCUAAAGAAUGGGUUAAGGACUGGAUUCGUCAAGGAUUGAACUUGGGUGUUGGCGUGUUGGCACAAGAAUUCGACACAUGCGACAAACUAAUGGAUGCAUUAGAAGAAUGCCAUCGACAAGAAUUCCUCAAACAAUGUCUUGGCUUGUGUAAUUUUGAAAAGGAACAAUUGAGUCAAUGUUUGCACUAUACGCGAGUUAAUGAUGCUAAAGAAAGGAUCAGACAGAGUCAGGAAAAGCAAGCCAAGUUGAAGUUGAAGCAGAAACAGAGGGAGGAGGAGGAGUAUGGUAAAAAUGGGUAUUUGAAGAAAGUUAUCGAGUUGGAGAUGCAGAAAAAGUGA
Molecule: messenger RNA, 3093 nt
Organism: Lodderomyces margitis
Lineage: Eukaryota; Fungi; Ascomycota; Pichiomycetes; Serinales; Debaryomycetaceae
Exons: 3
Coding region: 1-3093 (1030 amino acids)
Biological process (GO): lipid catabolic process
Molecular function (GO): triacylglycerol lipase activity
Source: RefSeq, a predicted model, not a curated record